AUGACUCCGAGGCUAUCAUCCAAGCCUUCGGUUCGUCGCGUCGGAGGAACAGGGAAGAUCCACGUGACCGUCAGCCUCGACGGAGUUCCCUGUUGUAUGGAAGUCGACUCCGGAUCAUCCGUGACCAUCCUGUCAUCCCACACGUGGCAGCGGCUGUUCCCGACCAGAAGCCGGCGGCGUUUGAAAGCCGCAGAUACACAGGUGUCCGAUUUUCAGGGGAAGCUCAUUCCUCUGGCGGGGAGGGAUACCUUUACGGUUGAAUUUAAGGGCAAGUGUGCUGAGCUGUCUUGUCUAAUUGCUGAGGGAAACCGAGUGAACUUACUCGGAUUAGAGUGGUUUGAAUCACUAGGUAUAGCAAUUACCGGUGUGAACGCAGUAUCGGAAAAUAAAUGGUCUGUAUUGUAUAAAGAUUUUCCUGAUGUGUUCGGGGGUGGUCUUGGAAGGUACAAGGGGCCCCCAGUGUCUUUUGAGCUCGAUCCCUCUGUGACCCCAAUCCGUUUGAAAUACCGGAAGGUGCCUAUUCCGCUUAGGCCAAGGAUCGAAGCUGAGCUGGACAAGCUCAUUGCCCAGGGAGUGUUGGAACCAGUCCCAUUUAGCAAAUGGGAAACUCCUAUAGUCACGCCUAUUAAGUCAGACGGCUCUGUGCGUAUAUGCGCUGACUAUAAGUGUACGAUAAAUCGUGCCUUGCAGCAGCAUUCAUACCCCGUCCCAGUUAUCAGCCAUGUCUUGGCAUCCCUGGGAGGGGGAAAGGUGUUUGGAAAAUUCGACCUUGCCCAAGCCUACCAACAGCUGCCUGUGACCAGAGAGGCGGCUGAAACACAAACCAUCGUCACCCACAGGGGAGCUUUCAGGGUGAACCGUCUCCAAUUCGGUGUGAAUGUUGCCCCGGGUAUAUUCCAGGGGUUGAUGAAGGGGUUGCUCAGGGGGGUGCCUGGAACAGUUCCCUACUUUGAUGAUGUGCUAAUAGCUGGGGGGUUCGAUGAGGAGCUCAUUGGCAGGGUCAGGGAAGUACUGAAACGCUUCGCAGAAGCUGGCCUCAAGGCAUCGGUAGCGGCCCCGUUGCAUGCCCUACUACACAAAGAUGCAAAAUGGUGGUGGGGCACAGAACAGGAACGGGCGUUCGAAGGGGUCAAAGCGUUACUGGAUUCAAAUGCAGUGUUAACGCACUAUGACGACCAAAGGUUGUUGGUAUUGGCUGCAGACACGUCUCCUUUUGGGGUGAGGGCGGUGCUCAGUCACGUAAUGCCAAAUGGGAAGGAAGCCCCCGUUGCGUAUUAUUCUCGAUCCCUGUCAAGUGCGGAAAAGAAUUACGCACAAAUCGACAAGGAAGGACUAGCGCUUGUCUCUGCCGUGAAGAAAUUUCACGAUUUUUUGUAUGGGCGCAGAUUCCUGCUUGUAACUGACCACAAGCCCUUGUUGGGAAUAUUUGCCCCGGACCGGCAACUUCCCAACAUCAUGUCAGCCCGCAUGCUGAGGUGGGCUCUAUUUCUGUCUGCCUAUGACUAUGACCUGGAACACCGGCCGGGUAAAGCUAUUGGACAUGCAGACGCACUGAGUCGCUUCCCUCUGCCCGGCCAGGACUCAGACCCGGCUCCAGCUAACGAGGUGUUAGCAAUCGAUGAACUGGUCCAAGCCCUGAUUUCUUCAAAGGACAUUGUGGUUGCAUCUGCUAAGGACAUUGGAAUCUCCAGAGUCUUGAACUGGGUUUGGAGGGGGUGGCCUGUGGGGUCUGUGGAGCCGGAGUUUAAAAGUUACAAAAUGCGCCAAAACGAACUAUCAGUGUCCAAGGGAUGCUUGCUGUGGGGAAACCGGGUGGUGGUACCUCACAAACUAAGACAAAAGGUGCUGGAAUCACUUCAUGAGGGCCAUCCAGGCAUGGUCCACAUGAAAGCGCUAGCCCGCGGGUACGUGUGGUGGCCCGGGCUAUACGCGGACAUAGAGGAAUGGUAAGUGUUUGCUCGGAACUAUGCCAGUGGUCACUCGUGGCUCCCAGCCACUAUUACUGAUGUAAUUGGUACAAGAAUGUAUGUG
Messenger RNA from Gekko japonicus, 2031 nucleotides. RefSeq lists its product as uncharacterized. The annotation marks the transcript as partial. The record is from RefSeq and is a predicted model, not a curated record. The transcript has 3 exons. Lineage: Eukaryota; Metazoa; Chordata; Lepidosauria; Squamata; Gekkonidae.